AAAGACCCGAAAAGUGUCCAGAUAUCCCAAUGCCUCAUUGGGAAGAGUACACAGAUGAGAUAAAUGUGAUUGUAGCCAGGGUUCCAUGUACAGAUCAUAAUAAUGUGUUUAGACUACAAGUGAACUUAGUGGUUGCUAACCUUUUAGUCAUGAAAAAUGGAUGGAAAGCUAGUUACAACCAAAUCCAUGUUGUUUUCAUAGGUUGUGAACCCAUGCUGGAGAUUUUCAGAUGUGAGGAUCUAUUGUGGCAUCAAGAAAAUUCAUGGAUAUAUAAACCUGACUUGAGAAGCCUCGAGCAAAGGGUAGUCAUGCCAGUCGGAAGUUGCCAGCUUGCUCAUCCAUUUCUUCAACCAAGUCAAGAAUUGCACAAAAGGGGCUAUAAUGAGACCCCACAUCAGCCAAGAGAGGCUUAUGUAACUAUCAUCCAUUCAUCAGAAACUUAUGUAUGUGGUGCAAUAGUCUUAGCCCAAAGCAUAAAACAAUCCACCUUAACAAAAGAACUUAUCGUCCUAGUGGAUGAAACUAUAUCUCAAAAAUCCAUUCAUGGCCUCGAAGAAGCGGGAUGGAAAGUCAAGAAAAUCAAAAGGAUUCGAAGCCCACAUGCAAUGAAACACGCAUAUAACGAAUGGAACUACAGCAAACUUUGGAUAUGGCAACUUGUAGAGUAUGAGAAACUCAUCUUCAUAGACUCGGAUUUCAUUGUCUUGAGAAACUUGGACAAGUUCUUCACAUACCCACAAAUAUCAGCAGUUGGGAAUAGCAGACAUGUGUUCAACUCUGGUCUAAUGCUAAUAGAACCAUCAGAAUGUACCUUUAAAUCCCUAAUGGAGAAAACUAAAACCACCGGCUCAUACAAUGGGGGUGAUCAAGGCUUUUUGAAUGAAGUUUUCUCAUGGUGGCACCGGUUCCCAUCCGGGUUGAAUUUCAUAAAGAAUUUCAAAGCAAUUCAAGGUGAUAAACAUGAAGUGCCAAAUAAUGUGUACACUGUGCACUUUAUUGGCAUGAAGCCAUGGAUGUGUUAUCGAGAUUAUGAUUGUAACUGGGACAACAUAAAUAACCAACAUUUAGCGAGUGACAUGGCACACAGAUUGUGGUGGAAAGUUCAUGAUAAAAUGCCUCAAAACUUAAAGCAGUAUUGUGCUCUAAAACCACGGGUAGAAGCAGAGAUAAGAAUGUGGAGGGAAAAGGCAAAGAAUGCUAGUUUGGCUGAUGGACACUGGAAAAUCCCACUGAGAGAUCCAAGAAGAAGUUCCCUUGUUUGAUUGUUGUUCUCUUUCUACCUUUUGAAGUAGGAUUCUAGUUAUGGGUAGUUAACAAUUAACUUUACAUUGGUUAAAGAAGUACUCUCUCUAUUCAACAAAAAUAUCC
Cuscuta europaea is the source of this 1368-nucleotide messenger RNA. The record is from the annotation of a GenBank genome assembly. NCBI's taxonomy places the organism in Eukaryota, Viridiplantae, Streptophyta, Magnoliopsida, Solanales, Convolvulaceae.